Messenger RNA from Ectocarpus sp. CCAP 1310/34, 969 nucleotides. NCBI's taxonomy places the organism in Eukaryota, Phaeophyceae, Ectocarpales, Ectocarpaceae. The record is from the annotation of a GenBank genome assembly.
AUGCAGGGUGGCGCGAGCACCUGGGAUGAGGAAGGGGGAAUAUGUGUUCGGCUUGCGAGAUACCAAAGGGUAUUGCAUGUUGUGUGGGCGGCUCUGGGCGUAUCGAUUCAACGCAUUGUGUCAUGGCCGGGUGGCGAAGGCCGGCUCACGUUCUUGGAGGACUUCGACCAAGAUCUACGGUGGGUGCUAUGGUCAGAGGGACUGCGCGAGCUGACCUUUCGAAAGGGGUUCAACGAGCCCAUAGAGGAUGUAGUCUUUCCAAAGGGCCUGGAGAGACUGUUCCUUGGUGCGGACUUCAACCAGGAUAUUCAAAAUGCAUCGUUCCCUCCUGUACUAACUUUCUUGUCCCUGGGGGCGUCUUUCAACCAUCCUCUCGAGGGAGCUGAGCUGCCAAAGUCCCUCCAAAGGCUUGUGUGGGGACAGCUCUUUGACCAGCCGAUUGAAAGGGUUAACUGGCCGCCGGCGUUGCAGAGCAUCGCCUUCGGUGACGCGUUCAAUAACCCCGUCGAGCAGGCUGAGUUUCCGGCGCGAGUGCAGUCCCUUCAGCUUGGAAAAGCAUUCGAUCAGCAAGUUGAACAAGUGGCGUGCCCUCAACGCCUAGAGAGCCUGUCAUUCGGACGUGACUUCAACCACUCGGUGGCGGGGAUGUCAUGGCCGGAGGGCGUGAACGAGGUCUCUUUUGGGUACAACUUUGACACACCGCUGUCGGGAGUGAGGUGGCCGCCUUACCUUGAGAGCGUCAUUUUCGGCUUCCGCUUCAACAAGUCCCUCGACAACGUCACGUGGCCCGGGCUCUGCCGCUCCAUUCAGCUCGGAGCGUCCUUCAACCUUCCUCUGCACGGCAUAAGGUAUCACGGUGCUCAAGCAGCUGCUAGGUCAGCAAAUGACAACGUAGCUACGCCGGUACCGCAACCAGAUGGUGUAGGCCAAGGGCACGUAACAUUAUGGGGGGGGGGGGGGUACUCAUAG